CAGACAUUUGCAAACCUUCAUGUCGGCUGGUUUACAGCACUGAAAAGAAGUGUUUUAGCUCAGAGUCUCGUCAUGUUUGUCUCCAGACUGAUCUGCAGGUUCGGUUCCUACCGCUCUCGACCCAAAGGAGUGAGAAUCUACACCUCCAGCUCCGUCUGGUCAACCUGUGUCGUUUCCAGUUACAGCAGUCGACCUCCGACCCAAGAUGCGUCUAUUCGUUACAGCUUCGGUCGCCCGGUCCUCUCUGUGCGUCUCCCUGCAGGCCAGCAGUUUCGUUUCCCUCUGACACCCAUGUUGACCACAGUGGGCGACCUGCUGCGAGACAUCGCAGCCAAAGACCCCGGAGUGCACACCGCUGCCCUGCUCAAUGGAGACGGACAGAGAAUCUCCUCGUGCACUUUUAUGGAAACUGUUUUAAACAAAGAUUUCCAGCUGGUCAUCAAUGAUGUCACACACAACGUUCAUGCACUUGGACAAGGUUCGUCUCAUGAACAUGUGUUGGGUCUGGAUGAUAUGAAGUACGUGGUCCACCUGCUUCACUCGGCUCUGGCGCUUCCUCAGCAGCAACACACCAAACACUCUGAGCUGCUGAUCAGACAAGAGCAGCUCAGACAGCAGCUGCUGCCGCUAGAGACGGUGAAAGUCCAGAUGGCAAAGGAGGCGGAGUCUAAAGCAUCCAUGCUGGGGUUGGUCGGCCUGGCCUACCUGUCACUGCAGGGGGGAUUCCUGGGAUACCUCACCUGGUAUGUGUUUGCCUGGGACAUCAUGGAGCCAAUCACCUACUUCAUCUCCUACACCACCAGUAUGAUCUUCUUCGGCUACUACGUUCUCACCAAACAGGAUUUCAUCUGUCCGAGUGUGAGGGAUCGUGAGUUCCUUCAGUUCUUUCAUAAGAGAGCAUCUCAACAGAAAUUCAACGUUCAGAAAUACAAUGAGCUCAAAGACGAACUGGCAAAGGUGGACGAUGAUCUCAGGAGGUUAAGACGAGCAAUUCGGCUGCAGCUGCCGGUGGAUCAGGUUCAGCCUCAAAGAGCCACCUGAGAUUUUUUUAUAAUUUUCUAUUUUGUUGUGACAUUAAUUGUAACUUUUAUACAUUACUUUAUAGUCGUUGUUUAUAAGAAAUGUUUCAACGCUUCUGUCAUGGCCGUCUGACUUUAUUAAAGACAUAUGUCAUUUUUAAAACA
This is a messenger RNA of Seriola dumerili (greater amberjack), 1184 nucleotides long. RefSeq names its product calcium uniporter regulatory subunit MCUb, mitochondrial-like. The transcript is spliced from 9 exons. The record is from RefSeq and is a predicted model, not a curated record. Bases 73 to 1041 code for a protein of 322 amino acids. NCBI's taxonomy places the organism in Eukaryota, Metazoa, Chordata, Actinopteri, Carangiformes, Carangidae. Gene Ontology annotation, cellular component: uniplex complex; mitochondrial inner membrane. Gene Ontology annotation, biological process: calcium import into the mitochondrion; mitochondrial calcium ion homeostasis. Gene Ontology annotation, molecular function: calcium channel inhibitor activity.